Spodoptera exigua (beet armyworm) is the source of this 4461-nucleotide messenger RNA. The record is from the annotation of a GenBank genome assembly. Lineage: Eukaryota; Metazoa; Arthropoda; Insecta; Lepidoptera; Noctuidae.
AUGUGCUUAGACAGCAAACUAGGAUACGGAUUACCUGAUGGUAAGCAAUCAGCAGCACCCAUGGACACUCGUUAUACCAGAGACCUUCAAGGCAACAAUAUAACGAUAGUCUUUCAGAGCGAUUUCCAAAACCUGAAGGAUUUGAAAACAUUACAAUUAUCAGAAAACCUUAUUCACACAAUCGAGAGAGAUGCCUUCUUAGAGCUGAACGCUUUGGAACGACUGGAUUUGAGUCGCAAUGAGCUGACUGCCAUAAGCCGACGGACUUUUAGAGGUCUGACGGCGCUGAAGAGUCUCCACAUAGAUGGAAACCAUCUCAAAUGCAUUGACGAGAAGGCCUUCGAAAACCUGAAGAGCUUGGAAGUGCUGACACUUAACAAUAACAACUUGACGUACCUCUCAUUGGAGCCAGUUGCGAUUAGUCGCUUGAACACGUUGCGACUGACCGACAAUCCUGUCGUAUGCGACUGUAGAGUCGCCAGGCUGGCGACUACAGUUCGCGCAGCUGGAAUCCUAGGAGUGGGUGCCAGAUGCCAGGCUCCAGCUGCUUUGAGGGGGGCACUCCUCACCGAACUGGAACCUCAUGAGCUGAUUUGCAGCGGUCCAACCACAACGACGACGGUAGAAUGUUCAGCAGAACCUCGUUGUCCUCCUCCGUGCCGCUGCACUCCUGAAGGCACAGUGGACUGCAGGGAGAAGCUGCUCUCCGAACUACCAUCCACCAUUCCUCAUAGGGCUACGGAAAUCCGGCUAGAACAGAACGAGAUAACAGAAGUUGGCGCCGGCGCUUUCGCGUCAGUGAAGCGAGUGGCGCGAAUAGACCUGUCAAAUAAUAAGAUCACGAAGUUAGCCGCAGACGCGUUCACCGGACUUGUGCACCUAACUUCAUUGUUACUCAAUUCAAACGAGAUUACAUGCGUCAGAAAGGACACUUUCAGAGAUUUACAGAACCUGAAAUUACUAUCUCUAUACGAUAACAACAUAAGGUCGCUACCGAAUGGAACAUUCGAUGCCUUAACCGGGAUUCAAACUCUACAUUUAGGUCGGAAUCCUUUCGCCUGUGACUGCUCCUUACGAUGGCUCGCUGCUUAUUUGAGGAAGAACCCUAUUGAGACUUCUGGAGCUAAAUGUGACUCUCCUAAGCGGAUGAGCAGAAAAAGAAUCGACGCCUUAAGAGAAGAGAACUUUAAGUGCAAACCGGGUGAAGAGUCAGCGAAUGCGUGUGGGUCGGCGGCGGCGUGUCCGGCCGCGUGUGCGUGUGAGUACGGCGCGCGCGCUGUCAGCGUCGUCUGCGCACGCGCAGCGCUCACUGAGGUGCCGCGCGACCUGCCUGUCAAUACUGAUGCGCUGUUGAUGUCAGACAACAGUUUGGGUCAGAUCAAGUCUGACGGUCUGUUCGGAAGACUGCCAGACCUAACCAAGCUGGACCUUCGUAAUAACGGCAUAACUGUGAUAGAAGAUAAUGCAUUCGAUGGUGCAGCUAACAUCCAGGAGCUGUUGCUAGAUGGAAAUCUUCUGCAAACGGUCACGGAUAAGAUGUUCUUUGGAUUGCAUAGUUUGAGCGUUUUGUCGCUCACGGAUAAUAAAAUCAAAUGCAUCACUCCAGGGGCCUUCGAUCAUCUCACAUUGUUGUCCACUUUAAAUCUGGAAUCAAAUCCCCUGGACUGCACCUGCCACAUAUCUUGGCUGCCCAACUGGCUUCGCAGCCGUCGACUGUCUCCAUCAGCCACCUGCCGUUCACCAGCUGCGUUGAGAGACGCCAACUUGCAUCAUUUAGAAGUUUCUGAUUUUAAGUGCACCGCGGAAGAUAAGGGCUGUUUGUCAUCGGACUAUUGUCCGGCUCCGUGUGCCUGCACGGGAACUGUGGUACGAUGUUCCAGAGCACAACUGACCUCGGUACCACUGAACAUACCGAAACAGACGACCGAACUCUACCUGGAAUCGAACGACAUAGCAACUAUAUUACCGGACCAGAUCCGCCAUCUUACCCAGCUGACGCGCCUCGACCUGUCCAACAACAAGAUCAGUGUCAUCACCAACAACACAUUUGAAGGAUUAACCAAAUUGUCAACUUUAAUUGUCAGUUACAACAAGCUGAGAUGUGUACAGCGCGACGCCCUCAAAGGUCUCACUCAGCUCAGAGUGCUGUCACUCCAUGGGAACAACAUCUCCAUGCUAGCUGAUGGUGUCUUCAGGGACCUGGAAUCUAUAUCCCACGUAGCUCUAGGUUCGAAUCCCUUAUACUGUGACUGCAAUUCCCGCUGGCUCUCCGAAUGGGUGAAGUCUGCCGGCGAGUAUGUGGAGCCUGGUAUAGCUCGGUGCUCAGAGCCGGCCGCCAUGAGGGACAAGCUAAUAUUAAGCACUCAAUCCAGUGCUUUUGUAUGUAAAGGAAAACCUCCGGCAGAAGUGAUAUCGAAAUGCGACAGUUGCUAUAGCAACCCUUGUCGCAACGGCGGGUCGUGUCGCGCGCGCGGCGCCGGCGGCCACGAGUGUCUGUGUGCGCGGGGUUACCAUGGCGACCAGUGUCAACAUCAGAUCGACGCCUGCUAUGGGUCCCCGUGUGCGCACGGACUGUGUCGAGUGCUCGAGGAGGGUCGAUUCCACUGCUCCUGCCAGGCGGGGUACACAGGAGCUCGCUGCGAGGUCAACAUUGAUGAUUGCGUUGCUAACAAAUGCCAGAACAACGCCACAUGUGUCGACCAUCUCGAGGGAUACUCCUGCAAAUGCGCACCUGGAUUCAUGGGAGAAUUCUGCGAAAAGAAAAUUCCUUACUGCACGAAGGAGUUCAACCCUUGUGAGAACGGUGCAGUGUGCACCGACCACCACAGUCACUACACAUGCACUUGCCCCAAGGGAUACUCCGGACAGAACUGCACGAUCAACGCUGACGAUUGCAUCAACCAUAUGUGCCAGAACGGCGCGUCCUGCGUGGACGGUCUAGACGAGUACAGAUGCGCGUGCGCAGCCGGGUACGCGGGCCGGUACUGCGAGGCUGCGCCCCACGCCGCGCUCGGGACUUCGCCCUGCGCACACCACGACUGUGUACACGGAGUCUGCUAUCUGCCACAGCCGAGACCACUGCAGGACGAUAUUAUAAUGGAGCGCCCUCUGUUGAGCACCGCUAACGACUACCUGUGCAAGUGUGCGCCCGGAUAUUCAGGUCGUCUUUGCGAGUACCUGACAUCUCUGACGUUCAGCCACAAUGAUUCCCUGGUGGAACUGGAGCCGCUGAGGACCACACCUCAAGCCAAUGUCACGCUCAUAUUCAGUACGACCCAGCUCCAUGGAGUGUUGAUGUACUUCGGGGAGAACGAGCACCUGGCGGUGGAACUCUUCAACGGGAGGAUACGCAUCAGCUACGAUAUUGGAAACCAUCCAACUUCCACCAUGUACAGCUUCGAGAUGGUCUCUGACGGUAACUACCACAAGGCGGAGCUGAUCGCCAUCAAAAAGAACUUUACCCUGAAGGUGGAUGAUGGACCGGCGCGAUCUAUUAUCAAUGAAGGCCCGAGCGUACGGCGCGUAGCGUUCCGCGCGCGUCUCAAAGAGCCAAUAGACCUCCACAGACGGGGCCCUAAAGGGCUGAUGUUCAGCCGGGGUUGCGGGGCAAGCGCAAUAAGGUACCGCGACCUCGGCACAGAGCAGGAGAAGGAACAGGGGGGGUCCAAGGAGUACCUCCGUCUUGAGAGACCGAUGUAUCUUGGAGGGGUUCCAGAAGACAUCGCCAAGGAGGCCUUCAGCAAGUGGCAUCUACGGAACAUUACCAGUUUUAAAGGUUGCAUGAAGGCUGCAUGGAUAAACCACAAGCGUGUGGAUUACGUGAACGCUGUGAGAGUGCAGAGGACUUCCGCUGGAUGUGGGGAGGAUGAGCCCUCCACCUCUAUGGCGGCUACUGUCUUCGUCCAAGAGGAUGCCGGAAGACAUAACCAGGACCCGUGCGUGCCGAACCCGUGCGCGCGUGGAGGUCGCUGCGUGCGGGAGGAGGGCUCGCCCUCCGACUACACGUGCCGCUGUAGGGCGGGCACGGCCGGACCUCAGUGCGAGCUCAGGGCCUCCAUCAGCGGUGCCCCAGUCAUAACUCAGGGCAGCAAGAUGCAGCAACGGAAGCAAGCCAUCAGUAACGUCCAAGCGUCACCAGCGGCCCCGUCUCACAAGCAACAGAUGCCUUCUGAGCACGCCCCCUUACAGCCCACUCCGGCUACAGGAGCUUGCAGAAAGGAGGCGACCCGCGAGAUCAUAACGGAGGGCGCGUGCAGGUCGCGGCGCGCGGUGCGCGGGGCGCGCUGCGUGCCGCGGGGGGGCGCGCUCUGUGGGAAGGGACACUGCUGUGCUCCACGGAAGACUAAGAAGAGAAAGAUAAGAUUAGUCUGCUCCGACGGAACGAGAUACACCAAAGAUAUAGAAAUAGUCAGGAAGUGUGCUUGUGGAAAGAAAUGCGCAAGAACCACCCCAUUCCACUGA